UGCGAGUGGCUGUCAUGGCGGCCGGCGUCGAGUUGGCAGGACUUGCCCACGGAACUGGGGAAAGUCACUGAGCCAGAGGAAGAAGUGGCCCAGCCCGGACGGUGGGAAGUCGUGGGAGGAGCAGAGGCCCCGCGGGGGAGACUGUGCUGCAGGGGGCGGGUCCCCGGGGAAGUGUCCGGCCUGGCCUCCGCGUUCGCGUGCGGAGCCGGACGUUGGUGGGCGCCCCCGAAGCCGGCGUUGCCUAGGAACCCCGCAUUGUGCUGUCGAAUCCUGAGUGUGUAGAUUUUGGAGCGGAGGCAGCCUUUCGAGGACACUUGGCGGGGUCGUCCGACGGUGCUGGACGCUUUUCUCGGAGCGGACCAGGUCGUUCUCUAACCCGCAGCGAUGUCGUCCUGGCUUGGGAGCCUCGGCUCCGGCUUGGGCCAAGUAGGGGGCAGCCUGGCUUCCCUCACUGGCCAGAUUUCAAAUUUUACCAAGGAUAUGCUGAUGGAAGAAGCGGAGGAAGUAGAAGCAAAAUUACCUAAUUCUAUAAGAAAGGAAAUUGAAGCCACUGUUACAAUCUUGCGAUCAGAGAAUGAACGACUUAAGAAACUUUGUACUGAUCUGGAGGAGAAGCUUGAAGCUUCAGAACUUCAAAUAAAGCAUCAGUCAGCAAGUUACCGAAAUCAACUACAACAAAAAGAGGUGGAAAUUAGUCAUCUUAAAGCAAGACAGAGUGCACUCCAGGAUCAGCUGCAGAAGCUGCAGUCAGCUGCUCAUUCCGCAAGUUCAGGAGCCGGCGGCGGGCCGGCAGCCAUUGCCUCUUCGUUCAGCUAUGGCGUCGGUCACCACGCUUCAGCCUUCCAUGAUGAUGGCAUGGACUUUGGUGACAUAAUUUCAUCACAACAGGAAAUAAACAGACUGUCAAAUGAAAUUUCCAGACUUGAAUCUGAAGUUGGACAUUGGAGACAUAUUGCUCAGAUUUCUAAAGCACAAGGACCGAAUAGCUCUGAUCAAAGUGAAAUCUGCAAACUGCAAAAUACCAUCCAGGAACUUAAAAAGAGCCGAAGUCAGGAAAUUGAUGAUCAUCAAAAUGAAAUGUCAUUUUUACAAAAUGCACAUCAACAGAAACUGACAGAAAUAACUCGUCGGCAUCGAGAAGAAUUAAAUGAAUAUGAAGAACGAAUUGAAGAACUGGAAAACCUGUUACAACAAGGUGGCUCAGGAACUGUGGUAACUGAUCACUCUAAAACCCAUGAGAUGCAAAGAACUAUUCACGUUCUACAAACUGAAAAAGUAGAGUCUACAAAAAAAAUAGAAGAACUUGAAGAUACAAUACAAGACAUACGUAAAAAACUAUCUUCUUCUGAAAAUGACAGGGAAGUUUUGAGGAAGGAACAAGAACGACUAAAUGUGGAAAACAGACAAAUAAUUAAAGAAUGUGAAAGUUUGAAACUGGAAUGUAGUAAGUUGCAAUCUUACGCUAUGAAGCAAAGUGAUGAUGUGAAGGAAAAGGAAAGAACUCUUCCACAGGAUGCAUCACUCGAAGAAGUAUUCAGACCACAGCAAGCCUUGUCCGAUGCUGGAAAUGAGAUAACAAGACUGAGUAAUUUAAACCAGGAUAAUCUUGCUGAAGACAAUCUGAAACUUAGAAUGCGUGUCCAGGUGUUAGAGAAAGAGAAUUCCUUGUUGAGUGAAGAAAAGGAAGGACUUCAAAUAUCACUUUUCAAACUAAACAAUGAACAUGAGGAAAUGAAAAGUACAGCUGUAAAAGACAUGGAUUUGGAAUCGAAAUUACAUGACCUAAGACGUGAUUUGGAGGCAAAGGAACAAGAACUCAACCAGAGCCUUACUGAGAAGGAGAUGCUGGCAGCAGAGUUGGAGGAGCUGGAUAAGCAGAACCAGGAGGCUACAAAGCACAUGAUUUUGAUAAAAGAUCAGCUAUCAAAACAACAAACGGAGGGAGAUAACAUCAUCAGUCACCUGAAAAAAGAGCUAGAUGAUGAAAAAAAGAGAGUUCAUCAACUCGAAGAUGACAAAGUGAACAUUGCUAAAGAGUUAGAUGUGCAGAAAGAAAAGUUAAUUCAGAAUGAGCUGGUCCUGAAUUGCUUGCAUUUAGGCAAGCAGGAGCUAGAGGAGAAAAUAGAAAAUUUAGUAGAUCAACUAAGUAAAUCACAGAACAAUAAUUUAAAUAUCCAGAAGGAGAACCUUGAACUUAAGGAGCAUAUUAAGCAUAAGGAGGAGGAACUUUCUAGAGUCAGGCAUGAGUUUACUCAGCCUCUUAAUCAAGACUCUGACAGUAAUUUUAAGGAUGACUUACUUAAAGAAAGGGAAGCUGACAUUAGAAACUUAAGGCAAAAUCUUUCAGAAGUAGAACAGCUCAAUGAAAAUUUAAAGAAAGCUGCUUUUGAUCUCAAAAUGGAAAAUGAAAAGUUGGUUUUAGCAUGUGGAGAGGUAAGACAUCAGUUGGAAGAAUCCCUUGCUGGUAACAGUCAGACUUCUCUAGAAAAAAACACUAUUUUGGAGACUCUAAAAAUGGAAAAAGGACAGUUAGAAGCAGAGUUGUGUCGGGCUGAAAAGAGACUGUUGGAAGAAGUGGACAAGUGUGAGCAAACCAUUGAAGAGCUGUCGCGUGUGCGCGGGUUGAGUGCCGCGUUGCAGCUGGAGCAGGAGCGUCUGAUGAGACUCAGCCAGGAGAAGGACUCGGAGAUAGCAGCGCUCAGAAGGGACGUCCGGCAGAUGGGUAGUGACCACAAGGCGGCUCAGAACAUGCUGUCUUCCAGUUUGGAGGAGCGGGAGCAUUUGGCAGGGCUCAUGAACGAGAAAGAAAUCGUUAUUGAAAAGCUGAAAGAGAGAAGUUCAGAGCUCCAGGAGGAAUUAGAUAAACAUACCGAGGCCUUAAGAAACACUGAAAUUUUGAAGCAAACCUUAGAGGAAAAAGACAGAAUUCUCGCAUCUAUGAAAGAAGAAAACAGUCACCUAAAAGAGGAACUAGAACGACUCAGGGAGCAGCAGAGCCGAGCGGCACCUGUGGCCGAGCCUAAAGCCCUGGACUGCAUUACGGACCUGGAGUCGGAGGUGUCUCAACUGAACGUAAUAAAGGGUGACCUUGAAGAGAAAAUAAAACAUCAUCAAAAGGUAAUUGAAGAUCAGAACCAGAGUAAAAUGCAACUACUUCAGUCUUUACAGGAGCAGAAGAAGGAAAUGGAUGCGUUUAAGUACCAGCACGAGCAGAUGAGUGUCACACACACCCAGCUCUGUUUAGAGAAAGAUGAGGAAAUUAAGACCUUGCAAAAAACAAUUGAAGAAAUCAAAACCCAGUUGCAUGAAGAAAGGCAGGGUGUUCAAACAGAGAAUUCUGAUAUUUUUCAGGAAACAAAAGUUCAGAACCUUAACAUAGAAAAUGGAAGUGAAAAGCAUGAUUUAUCUAAAGCUGAAACGGAAAGAUUAGUAAAAGGAAUAAAAGAGCGAGAAUUAGAGAUUAAACUUCUAAAUGAAAAGAAUAUAUCUUUAACGAAACAGAUUGAUCAGCUGUCCAAGGAUGAGGUUGGGAAACUGACUCAGAUAAUCCAGCAGAAAGAUUUGGAGAUACAGGCUCUUCAUGCAAGGAUUUCCUCAGCCCCCUACCCACAGGACAUCGUGUACCUUCAGCAGCAGCUGCAGGCCUUCGCCCUGGAGAGGGAGCAGCUCCUGGCUGUUCUGAAUGAGAAGACUCGGGAGAACAGCCAGCUAAAAACUGAAUACCACAAAGUGAUCGAUAUCAUUGCUGCCAAAGAAGCAGCCCUCAUUAAGCUGCAAGAUGAAAAUAAAAAAUUUUCUACUAACUUUGAAAGUACAAGCCAAGAUAUGUUUCGAGAAACUGUUCAAAAUUUAUCACGUAUCAUUCGAGAAAAAGACAUUGAAAUAGAUGCAUUAAGUCAGAAAUGUCAGACCUUACUGACAGUUUUACAGACGUCCGGCACCGGUGACCAGGUGGGCGGCGUUAACAGUAAUCAGUUUGAGGAGCUUCUGCAGGAACGCGACAAGUUAAAACAACAAGUAAAGAAAAUGGAAGAGUGGAAGCAGCAGGUGAUGACCACAGUACAGAACAUGCAGCACGAGUCAGCCCAGCUUCAGGAGGAGCUCCAUCAACUUCAGGCACAAGUUUUGGUGGACAGUGACAAUAAUUCAAAGUUGCAGGUGGACUACACUGGUCUGAUCCAAAGUUACGAGCAGAAUGAGACCAAGCUCAAAAAUUUUGGGCAGGAAUUAGCACAAGUCCAACACAGUAUAGGACAACUCUGUAAUACCAAAGAUCUUCUUUUAGGAAAGCUUGACAUCAUUUCCCCUCAGUUCUCUUCCGGAUCAUCGCUCACUCCCCAGUCGGCAGAGGCUCGUGGAGCAGUUCAGUCUGAAACACCAAGUGAGCCUUCUCAGCAGGAGUUGGAAGAGCUCAGAAAGUCGCUGGAUGACAAGGAUGCAACUAUUCGAACUCUCCAGGAGACUAACCACAGGCUGUCCGAUUCAGUGGCUGCUGCCUCAGAGCUAGGGAGGAAAGAACACGAACAAGCAGGGGCAGAAAUUAGGGAGCUGAAGGACAAACUAGACGUUCUGCAAAAGUCCCUGAAGGAGAAAGACCUCUUAAUCAAAGCCCAAAGUGAUCAGUUACUCUCCUUAAAUGAAAAUUACACCAACAAGGUAAACGAAAGCGAGCUGCUGAGGCAGGCGGUGACGAACCUGAAGGAGAGGAUAUUAAACUUAGAAAUGGACAUUUGUAAGUUAAAAACGGAAAAUGAAAAAAUAGUGGAAAGAAACAAGGAAAAGGAAACAGAGUACCAAGCACUGCAGGAGACCAAUACGAAGUUCUCUGUGAUGCUGCAAGAAAAGGAGUUCGAGUGCCACUCGGUGAGAGAGAAGGCCCUGGCUUUCGAGCAGCUGCUGAAAGAAAAGGAGGGUGAGACUGGGGAGUUGAAUCAGCUUUUGAACACAGUUAAGUCAAUGCAGGAGAAGACAGUUACGUUUCAGCAGGAGAGAGAUCAAGUCCUGUUGGCCCUGAAACAGAAGCAGAUGGAAAACACCGCCCUGCAGAAGGAGGCUCAGCAUUUACGUGACAAAGAAUUACGCUUAAAUCAGGAGCUAGAGAGGCUACGGAACCAUCUUUUAGAGACAGAAGAUUCUCACACCCGCGAGGCUUUGGCUGCGGAAGACAGAGAGGCGAAGCUGAGGAAGAAAGUCGCAGUGUUGGAGGAGAAGCUACUCUCGUCCUCAAGUGCAAUGGAAAAUGCAAGCCAUCAGGCCACUUUGCAGGUAGAGUCACUGCAGGAACAGCUGAAUGUCGUCUCCAAGCAGAGGGAUGAAGCUGCCCUGCAGCUCACUGUGUCCCGGGAGCAGGUGAAGCAGUACGCGCUGUCGCUCUCCAACCUGCAGAUGGUCCUGGAGCACUUCCAGCAAGAGGAAAAAGCUGUGUAUUCUGCUGAACUAGAAAAGCACAAACAGCUCAUAGCAGAAUGGAAGAAAAAGGCAGAAAAUCAGGAAGGGAAACUGAUAUCAUUACAGGAGCGUUUGGAUGAAGCAAAUGCUGCGUUGGACUCAGCAUCGAGACUCACAGAGCAAUUAGAUUUAAAGGAAGAACAAAUCGAACAACUUAAAAAACAAAACGAGCUCCGACAAGAAAUGCUGGAUGAUGUACAGAAGAAAUUGAUGAACUUAGUCAACAGCACAGAAGGAAAAGUAGACAAAGUCCUGAUGAGAAACCUCUUCAUUGGACACUUCCACACACCCAAAAAUCAGCGUCACGAAGUGUUACGAUUAAUGGGAAGCAUCCUGGGCAUCAAAAAAGAGGAACUGGAGCAGUUGUUGAAUGAAGAUCAGGGUGGCGUUACCAGAUGGGUGACUGGGUGGCUUGGAGGAGGAUCCAAAAGUGUUCCCAACACGCCUCUGAGGCCAAACCAGCAGACCGUGUUCAACAGUUCUUUUUCAGAACUUUUUGUUAAAUUUCUAGAAACGGAAUCUCAUCCGUCCAUUCCACCACCAAAGCUUUCUGUCCAUGACAUGAAGCCUUUGGAUUCACCGAGGAGAACACUGGAUGCAAAUGUACCAGAAAGUUAUAAAGAUGUGGCAGAACCCCGGUCUGGCAGAAGAGCGGACGUGAACCCGUUCCUGGUGACCCGCUCCGCGGCCCUGCCGCUGGUGAACCCCGCGGGGCUCGGGCCUCGCGGGCCUGGGCACCUGCUUCUGAAGCCCAUUUCGGACGUGCUGCCCACUUUCACGCCUUUGCCGGUGUCGCCUGACAACAGUGCCGGGGUCGUCUUGAAGGACCUUCUGAAGCAGUAGGUGGCUCUCAAGCCUGAAACGACAGACCUUGCACUUUAAACAAACGAUGAACACGACGUGGGUGCACUUGACCACUAAGGGGCCUUUCAGAACAGUCAUGUAUUUGUCUGCAGUUGUACUUUCUCCAAAUUUAAUAAAAAUAGUCUUAAUACUUUUAGAAAUUGCAGGUGUCACAGGAGGCAGUGUUUGCUACAUUACUGGUUUUUUCCUUCUCUGAUUUGACCCAAUUUAAGCUAGAAGCAUUUGAUUUUUUUUAUUUUAACAAAAAUAGAAAAAUAAAAAGAGAAAAAUACUGGUAGCUAUA
This is a messenger RNA of Artibeus jamaicensis (Jamaican fruit-eating bat), 6595 nucleotides long. It is a transcript of the gene TRIP11, whose product is annotated as thyroid hormone receptor interactor 11. Gene Ontology annotation, molecular function: small GTPase binding. The record is from RefSeq and is a predicted model, not a curated record. Bases 385 to 6291 code for a protein of 1968 amino acids. The transcript has 21 exons. Lineage: Eukaryota; Metazoa; Chordata; Mammalia; Chiroptera; Phyllostomidae. Gene Ontology annotation, biological process: Golgi organization; endoplasmic reticulum to Golgi vesicle-mediated transport. Gene Ontology annotation, cellular component: Golgi apparatus.